Cyprinodon variegatus (sheepshead minnow) is the source of this 3229-nucleotide messenger RNA. RefSeq names its product zinc finger protein Eos-like (gene ikzf4). The transcript has 8 exons. The coding region runs from base 549 to 2312 and encodes 587 amino acids. The record is from RefSeq and is a predicted model, not a curated record. Lineage: Eukaryota; Metazoa; Chordata; Actinopteri; Cyprinodontiformes; Cyprinodontidae. Gene Ontology annotation, biological process: regulation of transcription by RNA polymerase II. Gene Ontology annotation, molecular function: RNA polymerase II cis-regulatory region sequence-specific DNA binding; DNA-binding transcription factor activity.
AAACAUAUAGCCCAAGUCGGUUUGACGCGCUCGGUGUUGGAUGACAGCUGCGUUCAUGCGGACAAUUCUCUCAGUCGCAACUCCUGCACGCGCCGCCGCCGCUGUCUGGAAGCCGCGCGCGAGGCUGAUCGGACUUAAAAACCCGCCGGGAGACGCUGGAACAAAUAGCCGCGGAUGCAGCGGGGGAGAGAGAGAGGCAUGGCACCUAUCUGGAAACAUAUAUGAUUCAAUGCACAAUCGACAGUCUGGGGACCAGAGAGGAUUGCAAAGCAAAGGGUUUGGAACAGAUGCGCGCUCUCCUGUCUUUAUAUAUUUCUUUUCUUUUAAUUUUUAAUCGCGGUGUGGCUCCCGGCUCCAUCAGCGCCUGUUGCAUCCAGGAUAUUCAUUCUCCCUGAGAUGUGCUGCUGUCUCCGCCUCCCCCCCCUCUCUCCAAAGUCAAUGUCCACUGUUGUCAUCCAUUUAAGCAAGAGCUGUUGAUGCCUUUUACAUCUUGGUCUGUUUCCGUUUCAUAAAGUGAAAGCUCCGUCUGCUCCUAGUGAAAAUAAAACAUGUUGGCGGCUAUGUCUAAAGACAACGCAUCUGGUGAAAGAAUGAAUGCUGAUGAAUGUAAUGGAGGCUCAUAUCCACAAGGUAAUGGCGGCGAAUCAACAGCAGAGCAGGAUUUUUAUGGUGGGUUGCGGGCCACUUCUGCAAGAUCUCCUAGCAGCCAGCAGUCCUCUCCCCUUCGCUCAUUAAGUGACUCUAUUAAGGUGGAGCUGUGUAGCGAUGAAGAGUCUUCAGGUGCCCGUCAGUCUGAGAACAAAGAGGCCGUAGGGAGUGACAGUGGGAAAAAUGACAGAGCGGGUCCUGCUGAAGAAGGAGGUGCUGCUUUUGCCGGGAGCAGAGGAGAGGGAGGAAACAUUUACAAUGAGACGGCUACUCCUAAUUCGGCCUCGCCUGGACCUAUCCGGCUGCCCAACGGGAAGCUGCAGUGUGAGGUGUGUGGGAUGGUCUGCAUUGGACCUAAUGUGCUGAUGGUCCACAAGCGCAGCCAUACAGCCCAAAAAUCAACGCAAAUGUUUGCAGGCGAGCGUCCAUUUCAGUGCAACCAGUGUGGAGCCUCCUUCACCCAGAAGGGUAACCUGCUGCGUCACAUCAAACUUCAUUCAGGAGAGAAGCCUUUCAAAUGUCCUGUUUGCAGCUAUGCCUGCCGCAGGAGAGAUGCUCUGGCAGGUCAUCUGCGCACUCAUACAGUUUCUUCCCCUACGGUGGGAAAACCUUACAAGUGCACCUACUGCAGUCGCAGCUAUAAGCAACAGAGCACGCUGGAGGAACAUCUGGAGCGCUGCCAUAGUUACAUGAAGACUCUGGAACCUGCACAGAUGCAACUAGGUGAAGAGUCAGUAAAUAUGGAAAGCAUCUCUAAGCCUGCGUUGCAGCCGUCCAAUGAGAAAAGGCCGUUUGUGGACAGACUGACUGUCAGCAUAACCAAACGCAAGAGGUCAACGCCACAGAAGUUUUUAGGAGAAAAGCACAUGCACCUUGAACCACCAGAAGCACCUUACGAACUGUCCUCUGGCUCUGAAAAGGAAGGGGAUCUCCUGAGCUCCCAUUCUGCUGGAGACUCAUCCGGUCUGGUUAGUUCACACCUCCACUUUGCGAGAGGUAAAGGUGAGAACCACGAGUCCCCCUCGCUGCCUCAGCUCCACCCAGGCUUUGUGGCGGAGCUACGAACUGUUGUUGGUUCCCUCAACAGCAAUGUGGUUCCUCAGGCCCUCCGACCUCAUGGGAGUGUGGGGCUUGCAGCAGUGUCAGCCGGGCUCCCCAGGGAGGCUGGGGAAGGCCGGGAUGACCAGCCCUCCACGCACAGUCACACCACCUCACCCAACGGCUGUCCAGACUCUACGGACACAGAAAGCACAGCGGAAGAGCAGAGCACAAGGGCUUCGGCCCCGACGAGUACCUCCAACAACCAUCACCUCCACUACCUGACCCCAGCGCUGCCCCGCAGCCUCCCCACUGCCAGCCCCAGCCAAGCCAAAGACUUGGAGACAGAGUGGGGCCCUGUGCCCCCGGGUGUAAUAAAGAGGAACCAAGGAUCACCGCUCUCUGCUAGGAACAAUUUGCAGGUUUUAGACAGGGCCGGCAGGCCGGUGCGUUCCUUCUACUGCCGGCACUGCUGCAUCCUCUUCCUGGACCACGUCAUGUACACAAUCCACAUGGGCUGCCACGGCUUCCGCCAACCGUUCGAGUGCAACAUCUGCGGCCACCCCAGCCAAGACCGCUACGAGUUCUCAUCUCACAUCAGCCGUGGAGAGCACCAGGUGGGCUGAAGACGAGGGGGGGCUGUACGAGGAGGGGGUUGUUGCUGUAAUCUAAAAGGGGGCUCAUGUUUGUUCUGCACCAGAUCAGCUGCUUUAAAUCCCUACUUUAAGUCAAAUAAAUCCUGAGUUUACUUUGGACUUAUAUCCCACAUGGCAUAGGUGAGUGGAAAAUCGUUUUAAGGCAUUGGUUAGAUUAGUUUAGACAAGUAAAUUAUGUACAGUAAGUGAUUGCACUCCCUUAUCAAAUCACAUGGCAAACUAAAGGUUUUGCCUCAGAAGUGCCUUUGGGGAUUUCCUCUGAACACACACUCUAACACAACAAAACACACACCCACACAAAAAGAAACAGAGGAGAACUGGUGCUCAAGAAACUCGAUUAGCCAUCCUUUCCUCGGUUAUUUAGGGAAUGAUCACACCUAGGAGGUCAUGUUCACAUGCAGUUCUUGAAAGCAUUUAUCAAAAAUAUAUUUUAUCCAAUGUGCACUAAGAUUUCUGCAUUAGUGGCUGAGGAGGGUGCUUUUGUGUGUCAGGUUUGCUACAUAUGCACUGAGAGCGGUGUGUCUAUGAGUGUGGGGGGGAGUUUUUGUCACAGAUGAAGCACAGACGCGGACUGCCUUAACUCCUACAGUUGUGACUGUUGUAGGAAAACAUAUUGUUUACAGCUCGGUUCAACGGCGCGCCAAGUAGGCAUGGGCUGGUGGGAGAUUUUAAUGGUAUAGCAGUAAAACAAGCCAGGCUUUUAUUUUUUUUUAUUAAAUAAUUUUAUUUCUUUUUUUUAAUAAAACCAGUUAGCAAAAAACAUUCCAACUAAAAUAUUAGUUACAAUUAUAACAUCAUCUAAAUAAUUCUUGAUGUAAUUAUUGUUUCUUUUAACUAAAUCCAAACUUUGAAUAAACAACUACAACAGUUAGUUGUGCUUUGUAGUG